Molecule: messenger RNA, 483 nt
Organism: Caenorhabditis elegans
Lineage: Eukaryota; Metazoa; Nematoda; Chromadorea; Rhabditida; Rhabditidae
Product: motile sperm domain-containing protein
Exons: 3
Coding region: 64-411 (115 amino acids)
Source: RefSeq, marked reviewed
AGAACGUCCGAAUCAAUCGAUUAGAAUUUGUUCUGAUUUAAAACCAAGUCAAGUGCAGCCGCAAUGGGAGUCGAAAUUUCGUUGGAUCCACCAGUGUGCCCAAUCCAGGCCAAUGGAGGAGUUUCGAAGCACAAGAUGAUCAAUCAUACCGAUCGCCAUAUGGCUUAUAAGGUAAAAUCCUCAAACAACUCAAACUACAGCGUCAACUUAAUCUAUGGAAUCUUGAAAGUUUGCGAUGUCAAGGAAUUGGUCAUCACCAGAAAGCCUGGAAAGCCACAAGCCGACAAGUUGAUCAUCCAGUACUGUAUGGUAGUUGAUGAGAACACGGAUCCAAAACCAUUGUUCGCAAAUGGAGUGCCACCAGGAGAGCUUUCUGGAGAGACAGUCAUCAAGUUGUCUGCUGCCGAAUGAAUAAUACACCAAAGAAAAACAAGAUAUUUUUAAACUGAGCAUUGUAUGUAAAAAUGAAGAUUGGAAUUUUUG